Gastrolobium bilobum is the source of this 2159-nucleotide messenger RNA. RefSeq names its product coiled-coil domain-containing protein SCD2-like. The transcript has 17 exons. The record is from RefSeq and is a predicted model, not a curated record. Gene Ontology annotation, biological process: cytokinesis by cell plate formation. Lineage: Eukaryota; Viridiplantae; Streptophyta; Magnoliopsida; Fabales; Fabaceae. The coding region runs from base 195 to 1925 and encodes 576 amino acids.
AUGAGACACGUAUUCUUCUCUCCCGCGAACCCAUCACAAAGAAGCGGCGUCGUUUUGUCCUACACACCCGCGCACGGUUCGAACAUAACAAACUUUCCGAAUCCCAACUUUCCUUCGAUUUUCUCGAGAAAAUCUAGCUCCGACAAAAUCUAACUGAGUCUCUGCAAGUCUUCUAUAUACAUUAGCUUAGACUCAUGGAUCGAAGGAGAAACGCGAGUCCGGUGUACACACGUCAGUGGAGCGGCGGUUCAAGCAGCACCGGCUCGUCGUCGCCGGCGAUGUCGCCGGCUCAUCCUCAGUCGAGGCUAGGUCCUUCUUCCACCGGCCUCUCCACCAUCAGGCGCACUCAAAACGUGGCCGCCAAAGCCGCCGCGCAGCGCCUGGCUCGCGUCAUGGCGUCUCAGACCGUCUCCGAUGACGGCGAGGAAGACGAUGAUCUCGGGUUCCGGUUCAGCGCUCCGCCUCCAGCCGCUCUUUCUUCUUUCUCGAGCAACGUCAAUAGUAACAAGAGUACCGGUGCUAGUGCCACCACCGUCCCUCCGAUUACGGUGGCGAGGCCUAAUAGAUCUCCUUCUCCUGCGUUAGGUCGGAACUUUGUAGAGCAUACUACUCAUGCAGUGCGUUCAACAUCAGCUGGAAGACCGGCAGUUUCAGUUCGCUCAACACAAGUGGUGCCACCCAACAAAUCAAUGCUCCGAACGCCUAUGGCUGUACCUCCAAUUGAUCCUCCUACCAAUCGGAGUAGAGAGAAAAGGUGGUUUCCACCAGAUAUCCCUAUCGGGCAACUUAACUCAAAAGAAACAGGAGAUCAGCGUGAAGCUUCUGCACUGCGUGAUGAACUCGAUAUGCUACAAGAAGAGAAUGAGAUUAUAUUAGAAAAGCUAAGACAAGCAGAGGAAAAACGCCAAGAAGUGGAGGCCAGAUCUAGGGAACUUGAGAAACAGGUUGCUUCUCUUGGUGAAGGUGUAUCCCUGGAAGCUAAACUGCUGAGCAGGAAAGAAGCUGCUUUGCGUCAAAGAGAGGCUGCUCUCAAGGCUGCAAAACAAACACAAGAUGGGAGAGAUGAGGAUAUCACAGCCCUUCGUGUGGAAAUUCAGAACCUAAAAGAUGAUGCUGCAGCAGCUGUGGAACAACAGCAAGAAGCUGAAGCUGAAGCAAAGGCCCUUCGGACGAUGACACAGAGAAUGAUUUUGACCCAAGAAGAAAUGGAGGAAGUUGUCCUGAAGAGAUGUUGGCUUGCCCGCUACUGGGGUCUUGCUGUAAAACAUGGCAUAUGUGCAGAUAUAGCACAAUCCAAGUAUGAACAUUGGUCUUCUCUAGCUCCUCUUCCUUUCGAGGUUGUCAUUUCUGCUGGACAAAAGGCUAAGGAGGAAUCUUGGAACAAAAGUGCUGAUGGUCCAGAUAGAAGCAAACUUGUUCGAGAUUUGAAUGAUCUCACUGGGGAAGGAAACAUUGAGAGUAUGCUUUCAGUUGAGAUGGGUUUGAGGGAACUUGCUUCUUUAAAGGUUGAGGAUGCUGUUGCGCUUGCAUUAGCCAAACACAGACGUCCAAAUUUGGUUCGGCAGUCCAUUUUAGAUUCCAAAUCGCCUGGUGAUGCCAAAUAUUUAGAAACAUUUGAAUUAAGUGAAGAGGAAGCGGAAGAUGUCCUUUUCAAAGAGGCGUGGUUAACCUAUUUCUGGAGAAGAGCUUUAUUUCAUGGUGUGGAUGAAGAUAUUGCAGAAGAGCAGCUUCAGUUUUGGAUUGUCCGCAGUAGGCAGUCACCAACUUCACAUGAUGCUGUCGAUGUUGAGCGAGGUUUGUUGGAGUUGAGGAAGCUGGGUAUAGAACAACAACUUUGGGAAGCAUCUCGGAAGGGAGUUGAUCAGCCUCCAGGGUCAGCAGUUGCUAAUCAUAAGCCUGCCACUGACUCUGAUGCCUCAUCGUGAUAGUACACUACGAGCCCUUAAUAUGUUGAUUGAUUCUUUGUCCUACAUGUAUAUUUUUGUUUCAUUUUCUACACAAGUUUUUAUUUCUAUACACCAAGCUUUCUACAUUGUAUUUGGGUCUAGUAGAAAGAAAGAAUAUUUAUGUUGCAAGAGACACAGUGGGUUGUAAUAAUUAGUAACCAAGGUAAGACUGAAUUUUUCCUCAUUCUUUUAAUGAAAUUUUGUAAUCUAAGA